AUGAACACUUGUUUGAACAACAACAAAUUAGCCUUGUCACUUUGGGUUAUUUACCACGUCAAGAAGGCUCAAGAAAUUGUUUCCAUUUGGGCUAGAGAAGCUAAGAAGGCAGCACCAAAUAGAAAAUUAUGCUAUUACUACUUGGCCAAUGAUGUUAUUCAAAAUUCGAGAAAAAAGACCAAUGCUUUUGUUGAACAAUUUCAAGCAGUGCUACCAGGAUCACUCCGAGAUAACAUCUCACUCAUGACAGAGAAGGAUCGUAAGUCCUUGCAACGUAUUUUCAGUAUUUUGGAGGAGAGAAAGAUUUUCACAGCUGAUUUUUCGAGUGAGUGCAAGAGUGUUAUUGAUGGAUCGCUUGGAGGUUCAUCAUCUAAUACUUCCUCUGAUAAUUCUCGUAGUAGUGGUAGUGGUAAAGAAAGAUCAUCCGAGUCAAAUCCUCUUAAGAGAGAAAGACCAAGCAGUAGUAAUACUUCGUCAUCUUCCAAUGAUGCCUUGACAUUACUUGCCAACACAAAUUCUGUUGUUAAAAGUCUUGUACAAUUCAAUGAAAUUGUUCAAGCUAAUCGUGUCGAUCAAAAAAAUUUCACAGAUAAUGAUAAACUUGUUCAAGAAUGUAAACAACGAGUAUUGGAUAGACAUGAAUUGAGAGAAGAUCAAUUGGCUCAUUCAACACCUUUCACAUUAAAACAAUUACAAGGUGAUGUUGAAGGAGUGCUCACAAAAUGCUCUGAUUAUAAAUUUGCGCUUGCAAAGGAAAAUAACAAACGAAAGGAAUAUAUGACAGCACUAGAACAAGAAUUGAACGAACAGAGAAACUUGUUUAAUCAGUAUAAUGACUUGAUUAAAGAAUGGAAUGAUAAUUACCUUGUCGAUUUGCAAAAAAUCUCAACCUCUCUCGAAAUUCAUCUCAAUAGCAAACAAUUCAAUGGUAAUGAUGACGAUGUAUUGACGGGAGGUAAUCAAGAUGAUGGCGAUAUUGUUGUUCCAACUUAUUCUGAUGACUUUUUCAAAGUGGAUGAAGAUGAGGUAGAGCCAUCAAAUAAAAAGUUGAAAACAGAACCAAGUUAUGACGAAGAUAAUGAAGAUUUAUUCACUGAAACUAAGCCUAUUUCUACAACCAAUACACUCAAUUUGGUUAACUCUAUAUUGAGUGCAUUAGGAAACAAGAAUACCAGUGGUUCUCACCAACCAUCAGAGGAGUAUGAACCUAAUGAAUAUCCACCAUUCGAUUAA
Messenger RNA from Naegleria gruberi, 1233 nucleotides. RefSeq lists its product as uncharacterized. Lineage: Eukaryota; Heterolobosea; Eutetramitea; Acrasida; Naegleriidae. Bases 1 to 1233 code for a protein of 410 amino acids. The transcript has 3 exons. Gene Ontology annotation, biological process: mRNA 3'-end processing. Gene Ontology annotation, molecular function: RNA polymerase II complex binding. Gene Ontology annotation, cellular component: RNA polymerase II, holoenzyme. The record is from RefSeq and is a predicted model, not a curated record.